Molecule: messenger RNA, 1261 nt
Organism: Lasiosphaeria miniovina
Lineage: Eukaryota; Fungi; Ascomycota; Sordariomycetes; Sordariales; Lasiosphaeriaceae
Exons: 1
Coding region: 211-1038 (275 amino acids)
Source: RefSeq, a predicted model, not a curated record
UGGGGCCUUUCGACGUCAUGUUUGGACGAGUCCCUUUGGUAUUCAGGGGUACACGAUCUUGAUGUCUCGCGACAGUCACGUUUCCCAGCUUGUUUUAUUUGACGCCCCUGAUACUGGACUGCUGGCCUAGUAACAGGGUUUCUCUCUCGCCAACGCCAGUUCUGCCUGCCGCGCCAUUCCCUCUGUGUGUGCGCCCCUGAAACACGAACCAUGUACACGUCGCCAGAAAUUUCGAAAUUUUUUUCUCCUCAGCAUAACAUACGACAUUUCCCCUUUUCCCCUGCUAUUCGGACCUACAUAUACCCAACAUUGGCGUUAUCCAUUUGGAUGAGGGUUGCGCCAACAUCUUUUACCGCUCCCGCAACAGACAGAAAAAAGCGCUCACGCGAAACCAAGACUCGAAAACUCCUCCAUCUUCUGCCGCUUAUUCGACUUAUUUAUUUUUUUGGAGUCACACGAUUUCCACUUCUUAUUCCAUUUCCCUUCUCGGCACCCUUUUUGCCCUGUCUCCCCGGGGAGAGACGGGUGCUAGACCUACCACUAUUACCAUCGACGGUGGCGGUGGUGGGUAUUUUUAGGCAUGGCAUGGCGGGGAGAUCAUUACCAUUUUUUCCCAUUUCAUAUUUUCCUAUCUCUGUACAAUUUAGUGGCGGUAUAAUCCUUUUUUAUCUUCUUUCCAUUUAUAGUCUAUUUCUUCUCCUUUUCUUUUGCGUCAUAUAUAUCUAUCCAUGGAUUGUCCCGCGGGGGCUUUGCAGGGGGACGACCACUCUUGCGUUUGUGUCAGUCACGUCUUAUCACGAACUGUUUUGUUUCCCGGGAGCGGACAACGGAGAUCCGACCUUUUUCUUAUUUUUCAUGACAAACAGCGAAGAUGGGAGGGCCAGGCCUGACCGAUGGCUCAAGGAAAGAAGCAAGCAAGCAAGCAAGCAAGCAGAGAAAAGGAAAGCCGACUCGCAAGGGUUUAGGGAUGGAUGGGGCUUGUUUCGAUUUUAUAUUUUAUUUUUACCUUGGAUUCUUCCCAAUAUUCCCGGCGCAUAGUUUCAUGAAUUUUACCCUUUUUCUCUCCUGUUCUGCUUUGUAUAUCUGCUUCGUAUAUCUACCUACAAGCCUACUUGUUCAUGCUCGGCGAAAUAUGACUGGCAUAUCUUACAAGACAGGCUGGGUAUUAUUACUAGAAUAACCGACACUAGGAUGGGUUCUGACCCCCCCCCCCCCAACACUCUCUCCACUAUGACGAGACAACGUGUUCAAGGCUACAAAG